UUUAUUUAGACAUCUCAAUCAGUCAACUUCUGUCAUGCGAUGCGGUCUUUGUGGCUCGGAAUUUUGACAUUUGUACUGGUUGCCUUUGGAGGGGCCAACAAGACUGAGAUGAAUCAUGUUGUGGAGCGGAUUUUCUCUCGUCAGAAGAGAUUUGUGUUAUUUCCAAAGGGAGCGAACUUGAAAUUUACUGGUUCAAUAAGUAAAGGUCUGCUGUCCCGCUUUCCAAAGGGUAUAUCGAUGAACAUGGAGCAGGCAUUGUACUACCCAGUGCCUUCGAGUCGUGAGGAUGUCUAUCCAAAACGUUUCCGACCCAGAACGACAACAACUCCCGCACCCAAAACGCCAACAGAGCCUACCUAUGUUUGGAUCGCAGGUACUGACUGGCGCUUUAAGGCAACACCAGUUAAGAAACCUAAUCCGAUAAGAUUACACCAACGCAUCGACUAUAGACCGCAAUCGCCGAGCUAUGUUGAUCCGGCAAAGUGGCAUCAUUGGUCCAAGUACGGACAGCGUUACGAGAAUUGGACGUCAGCACGACCGUAUUAUAAGAAGUAUAGCCAACCCGGAAAGUGGAGUAAGUGGACUACGCCAUCACCUAAUUGGAGCAACUAUGGCAAACGUUGGUACAGGUCCGUCGACUCAAAGGAAGAAGAUGAGCCUUAUGACCCCGAAAUAGCGCCCUAUGAAGCUAUUAGCUAUCCAGAUCUGGAACAUUUCACAGAUUGGCGGGAUUACCAUGGACAUCGCGAUCGUCGGCAUUUGUUUGACACAUUUGGCGGCUUUAGUAAGCUCCUCGGCAUCGAUACUAAAUCCUGCAUUCUACGCGCCAUUUGCGAUAGUAAGCGCUUGCUCCUGCCACCCGGCUACUCUAUGCUGCAGGACAUAGUGCGUCUGAUCUUUACAAUGCCUACCAUAUCGGGCAUGGAAGACGACUAUAGUCGAAUUAUGCGCAUGGACUCGGAGCAUUGUGAUCGAGUGUUUCGGGAUAAGUGCAGAUUGAACCUGUUGGCUUGGUUGCUGGAUGGCAAAUGGGGACAUUGAAUAAAACUGAAUUUGAUUUUUCAAGUUGGUAAUACUUUAUUGUAUAAAUGGUGCAUCCCAGAUGGAAUGCUUACACUCCGGAAAGAGCACUGCACAAUCAUUCUUA
Messenger RNA from Drosophila grimshawi, 1147 nucleotides. RefSeq lists its product as uncharacterized. The record is from RefSeq and is a predicted model, not a curated record. The coding region runs from base 40 to 1041 and encodes 333 amino acids. The transcript has 3 exons. NCBI's taxonomy places the organism in Eukaryota, Metazoa, Arthropoda, Insecta, Diptera, Drosophilidae.